CAGUCGAUUGCAAUCGCCCGACAGUGCUGGUCAGCACCGCUGCCAGUACGUUGACUUUUUACUUACUCGUAGUUUUCUUGGUGCGCAUUGCCACCCACGCAAGAAUUUCAAGUGCAUCGCCGCGUGCCCAUCGUCGUGGGGCACCUUCGACGGGCCAGCGCUUUUAUUAUAAAUAACAAUUUGCGCCUAGUGGUUGCUGUUUGCAGAGUCUAUUGUUGACACCCAGUAAGCCAGUUUCGCAAACGCGAAAGCGUGGCUGAGAGUGUCGAAAAACAGUUCCGCUGACAGUUGAAAAUCAAAUUGUAUUCUGGGCAUUCUUGGUGCUUCUCCGUUUUGCAUUUAAACAAUUAUUACUUUUCUUUUUUGUUAGUUUCUAAUUUGUUUUUCGGAUUUUUUAAAGUAAUAUUAAGUUAUUAAGAGCGAGUUUUAAUAUGGCAUCGAAUCGCAGCAUUGCAGAUCGUUUCUCGUGUCGUCAGAUUCUGAAUAUCAUGGUGAUUCUUGGAUUCAUGUUGAACUACAUGUUACGUGUCAAUUUAACGAUAGCUAUCGUGGCUAUGGUAUUACCCAGCAACAGCUCUGAACAUUCCAACAAAACCAUCACGGAUCCAGGAUGUGCUGGACUGGUUGAUUCCCAUAAAAAUUUCACAGCUAAUAUGAGUCUAAUUGAACAGGGGGACUUACCGGCAAAAAAUGAUGCCAUCGAACAAACCAGGUACUCAUGGAACGAGUACGAGGUAAACAAGAUCUUGGGUAGCUUCUUCUGGGGGUACAUUUGCACCGAGUUACCCGGUGGUCGGCUUGCGGAGAUCGUUGGUGCCAAAAGGGUGUUUGGGUACAGCAUGCUGACCGCAAGCGCUAUCACUCUUCUCACACCGUUGGCAGCGACACUCGGCUAUCCUGCGGUUGCGGCUCUCAGAGUGAUUCUUGGCUUUAUGCUGGGAGCCACUUGGCCCGCCAUUCAUCCCAUGACUGCACGAUGGAUUCCUCCAAUGGAACGGAGCAAAUUCAUUGCGAAUAUGAUGGCAUCUUCUCUUGGCGCGGCAAUCACGAUGCCGAUAUGUGGGUUCCUGAUUGCUUCGAUUGGGUGGGAAUCGGUCUUCUACGUGACCGGUGGAAUCAGCUUAAUAUGGAGCAUCGCCUGGUUCGUUGUUGUCUAUGAUUCUCCAGCUGAACAUCCUCGCAUCUCAGCCGAGGAACGCAGGUUUAUCGAAGAGUCCAUCGGGACGUCUUCUACUUCGAAGCACUCGGCUGUACCGUGGAAGGCGAUGUUGACGUCUGUCCCUGUUUGGGCAAUCAUCAUCACCCACGGAUGCAGUGUUUUCGGUUACUUCACGGUGGUGAAUCAGCUACCAACUUAUAUGAAAUACAUUCUGGGCUUCGAAAUUAAAAAGAAUGGUCUACUUUCGUCCUUACCUUACCUAGGGAAGUAUUGUUUCGCCGUGUUGACUUCAUCUGUGGCCGAUUAUCUGAGACGAACUAAUAAGCUCUCAGUUACAGCGAUUCGAAAAAGCUUUACUGCCUUCGCGGUAAUGACUCCUGGACUGCUGAUGAUCGUGCAAGCUUUUAUGGGAUGUGACCAGAUUACUUCUGUGGCGAUAUUUACAGUCGCCCUGACGAUUAACGGCGGAGUGACUGCUGGAUACUUAGGAAAUGGCUUAGACAUUGCCCCAAAUUUUUCUGGGACGAUUUUUGGGUUGGCGAAUACUCUUAGUUCCUUAGGAGGCUUCUUGAGCGCCGAAAUGGUUGGCUCGUUGACUCUCAACAACCAGACCUUCCCGCAGUGGAGGAUAGUGUUUUGGAUUCUUGCUGCAACCUAUGUGUCGGGUGGUCUGACCUUUACGUUCUUCGGAUCCGGGAAACUCCAGUCUUGGAAUAGUCCAAGGAGCGAUAGAAGUAUCCCGGAAAAGGAGCGGGCUUUGGAGAACGUCAAAUCACCCGAAGAGGCAAUUCCUCUGAAAGGCAAGACUGAAGUAUGAGCAGGGGGUGACAGGUCCACAACUCAAAUGUCUAGGCACGUAAAGCUGUAUUGGAUGUAAAUCUUUCCUUCCGGUUCAUUGCUGGUUUGGCUUUAACAAUGUGGAAAUCACAGUAUUUCAUUAGUCUAUGUGAUACUCGAAGCUCAACAGGAAAAGUACGACAAAAAUUAUUCAGUGAUAGUUUUGUGCGAGCACGAAAAUGACGAAGAGCUUGAUGGACGUUAAAUUCUAACAAUAAGGCUGGGCCAAUCGAUUCAAUGAAAUUAAAACUUUUGAACGCAAUCUUCAAGGUACCUACAUGAAGAUAUCAACGUCGAGGUAUCUUCACUGUCGUAAAUGAUUAACAGACUCUAAUAUGGGCAGAAUGCGGUAAAGGAUGCAAUUGUAUUUAUACAUCGAUGGCAGUGAGCAACAAUCUUCUGAUUAUAUCUUCAAAGUAACAAAACCGUAUCAAUCAUAUUAGCGUGCUUUUGGCGCUAUACAGAAAUUGAAAGUCAUAAUUACGAUGAAUUUUUCAAGAGCUGUGCAUCUCUCGGGUAGGAAACUGUUGCUCUGCCGGUAAUAACUAUAUGGAAAACGAGAUGAGCUAGAAAAUUAUCGCUUGAAAAUUAUUGAGGAAUCUGCAGAGGAUAUAAGACAAUAUGGAACAGAUUUAACGUUUUGUCCAACAGCCCUUUUGAAAUUAAUUUAUCAGUUGGGGCUUUUAAGUAUGUCCCGAAGAAUAAUCUGCCAUUAUUAUAAGCACUUGGAAAAUCCUUAAACUUUGAAUGUUCACAGACAUUUAUUGUGGAGCUCGGUAUUUCUUCGAAGUUCUAAACUUUCAAGUAGGUAUAACUAUGAAAUUUGAAUUGAACAGAUCGCAAGGUUUAAGAAGAUAUCAACGUUGCAUCAGACAAGAGGUAUAUACGUGAGCACAUUACCAUUUUGUAAAUUGUAUUUUAUCGAAAUAUGUAAAUAAAGAUUUAAGUUUUUU
Molecule: messenger RNA, 2949 nt
Organism: Diprion similis
Lineage: Eukaryota; Metazoa; Arthropoda; Insecta; Hymenoptera; Diprionidae
Product: sialin
Exons: 8
Coding region: 432-1976 (514 amino acids)
Biological process (GO): monoatomic anion transport; transmembrane transport
Cellular component (GO): plasma membrane
Molecular function (GO): transmembrane transporter activity
Source: RefSeq, a predicted model, not a curated record